Molecule: messenger RNA, 1308 nt
Organism: Moneuplotes crassus
Lineage: Eukaryota; Ciliophora; Spirotrichea; Euplotida; Euplotidae
Source: the annotation of a GenBank genome assembly
AUGGAGAUUGGUCGGAAGUGACAAGCAAAAGGAUGUAGCAACGAGGCUAUUUAUUUUCAUAAAGAUUUCAAGGUUUAUAUUUGUUCGGUUCAUUGCAAACCAAGUCAGAGAGCAAUUUGAGUAAAAAUUGGUGAGAGAGCUGAAGUAGAUAGCAUCAAAGAUAUGCUCAAAGUUCUUGAAACUUGUACUAAAAAUCUAUGGAUUGCAGGAAGUUCAAUAGAAAAUAAUGCAAAGUUUGAGUUUUCAGAACUUUUAGUCAGACAAAUUCUGGAUGAAACUGAUGGCAUUGAAAAGGAGAUUAAAGUCAUUCAACAGAAGCAUCAAUAUGAAAAUCUAAAUGGAGUCAAGCAAGAGCUGAGGAAGAUCUUAACAUAUCUCAAAAACAAUGAGAUUUUUCAACAAUUCUGAGUUGAAAACUACAUCUCUCUUGUUUGAGACUUUUUGAAAGUGAACAAGUCUAAAAUUGGUCAAGACUUUGACUUACAAAUCAACGAAACGAAUGAGAUGAGCCACAACGAAGAAGUUAGAGAUAUUACUGACAAAUAUGAGCAUGUGAAACAGGAAUUUCAAACUUUCAAAAAGCGAGUUAUUACAAUGCUAAAUCCAACAACAUUGGAAGGUCUCGGCCAGUCUAUUGAAAUAUUCAAGAGAAAGAAAAGCAACAUUGAAACAAGUAAAAAGUUUCAACUUGACUUUGAAAAUUCAGAAGAUCUUGAAUUUGUUAACUGAAUGGGGAGCAACAUUAUUGCUAAUUUAGAGGAUUUCAGAAUCCAUCGGAUUAGUGACAACUUGCAAACAGCCAGAGACUUUAUAUUUUCUUCGUUUCCUCAGAAAGCAAAUUGACUUUAUUUUAAUUUCUGAGGAAAAAUGAUAAAUAGCGACGAGAUCAUUGAUGUUUUAUGAUUUAUGAAUCCAAAAAUUGGAGAAACACUAUAUCUUUACAACCUUGAAGUGAGCCAAAGCCAGAUGAGAACGCUAUUUCAGCUCACAAAAGAUAAUGAGAAAUUCUUAGGGUUUCCUUGUUGCAAGCUUGAAUUAGACACUGUUCCAAAUUUGAAACACUGUCUUAUCGGAUCUAAAAUUCAAACACUUGUACUAUCUUAUUGAGGAAUGCCAGAAUACUGAGAUUGGAAAACGUACCCAGAAAGGUUUGAAAACUUAAUAAAAGGAUUAUCUCAAAGUGAAGACUUUGUAUCAAAUUUGCAAUCUUUCAGAAUGAAAAGAUGAGGAAUGCCUCUGGACCAAGUAAGAGAAAUACUUGAUGCAAACAAUUUCGAAAAAGCCAAAAUAUCUGACCACUCAGAAUAA